UGUCAUGAAUUUUCCAAAUAGACUGCCAGCAGAAAUUCUGUUUCCAGGAAGCCAAGCUACUGGUAAACGAAGAAAAACAAAAUUUCUUCAAUCAAUUCUUCUUGUUCUUCAAUCUCUGCUCUAUUCUAUUCUCAUAUUCUCUUUGAAAAAAAUUUUCAAUGGCUGCUGAUUUGAAGAAAUUAGAAUACCUUUCCCUGUUAUCUCACGUUUGUUCCGAGCUCCAAACCCACUUAGGAUUUGCAGACAAAGUAUUGGCUGAAUUCGUCACGGAAUUGGGUCGUACUUGUAAUUCUUUCCCGGAAUUCCAAUCCAAACUGAAGGAAAACGGGGCUGAAUUGCCUGAAUACUUGGUCAGAAAUCUCAUUAAGAUCAUUCAUGCCAUUCUUCCGCCGCCGAAAUUGGAUGAGAAAUUAGGGAAGGAGGGCUUGAUUGGUCGUGUGUAUAAGGGUAGAGUUUCGAGAGUUAUGGAUAAGGGAUGUUUUGUUGGGUUGGAUGAGUUUAAGGGGAAGGAGGGUUUGGUUCAUGAAUCCGAUUUUUUUGAUGGGAAUAUCAAGGAUGUGCGAAUUGGGGAGGAGGUUUAUGUAAAAGUUGUUUCUGAUUCACCUGGGCGAAAAAGGUUGAGGCUUUCCAUGAAGGAUGUUGAUCAGGAUACUGGUAAGGAUUUGAGAUUGUUGAAGAAGGAGAAGGCCAAUAGUGAUAAUUUGAGGACUAGGUUAAAAGAAAGACGCAUGAUUAGGACUGGUGUUUCUGGAAUUAAGAUGAGCUUAGAAGUGGAAGACAGAGAUGAUGCGCAAAGAAGGAUGAGAAUGAGCUCUCCGGACGAGUAUGAAUUUAAUCAGUUGAUUGCUUCAGGGGUUUUGAGUGUGAGAGAGUAUCCAGUGUGUGAUGGUCAUGAGGAUGAUGCAGAGGCUGAGGAAGAGAUUGAGGUAGAGCUGAAUGAGGAUGAACCAGCCUUUCUGAGAGGGAAAACUAGACAUAGUACUGGUAUCGAUAUGUCACCUGUGAAGAUAUUUAAGAAUCCAGAAGGAUCAAUGAGUCGUGCAGCUGUACUUCAGUCUGCACUCAUGAAGGAACAGAGAGAAGUGCGUGAAGAGAAGCUGAGGAGGAUGCUUGAUUGGAUACCUAAGGAUCUUAAUCGUUCUUGGGAAGACCCAAUGCCUGAGACUGGAGAUAGGCAUCUUGCCCAGGAGCUUAGGGACGUUGGCUCAUCUGCAUAUAGCAUACCAGAAUGGAAGAAGGAUACCUUUGGGAAAUCGUUCACUUUUGGGCAAAGGUCGAAGUUAUCCAUCCAGGAACAGAGGCAGUGCUUGCCUAUUUACAGGUUAAAGGAGGAAUUAGUUAAGGCUGUGAUUGACAACCAGGUGCUAGUUGUUAUUGGUGAGACUGGCUCAGGGAAGACUACACAGAUAACCCAGUAUCUUGCAGAGGCUGGUUACACAGCAAGUGGGAAAAUUGGCUGCACUCAGCCACGUAGGGUAGCUGCAAUUUCUGUGGCAAAGAGGGUGGCGGAAGAGUUUGGUUGUCGUUUAGGAGAGGAAAUUGGUUAUGCUGUUCGCUUUGAGGACUGCACAGGACCUAAUACCGUGAUCAAGUACAUGACUGAUGGUUUACUUCUCAGGGAAAUUUUGAUUGACAAGAGUCUGUCUCAGUACUCAGUCAUUAUGCUUGAUGAGGCUCAUGAAAGGACGAUUUACACUGAUGUUCUUUUUGGCCUGCUGAAGCAACUUCUAAAAAGGAGAUCUGAUCUCCGUUUGAUUGUAACAUCUGCCACGCUUGAUGCAGAAAAGUUUUCUGGCUAUUUCUUUAGCUGCAAUAUUUUCACUAUUCCUGGAAGAUCUUUUCCUGUGGAGAUAAUGUAUACCAAACAGCCAGAAAGUGAUUACCUUGAUGCAGCUCUGACAACAGUUCUACAAAUACACUUGACAGAACCUGAAGGAGAUAUUCUUCUCUUCUUGACAGGCCAGGAAGAAAUAGAUUGCGCAUGUGAGUCUCUUGGUACGAGGAUGAAAGGGCUGGGUAAAAAUGUUCCAGAGAUGAUUAUUUUGCCUGUAUAUAGUGCACUUCCUGGUGAAAUGCAAUCAAGGAUAUUUGAACCAGCUCCUCCAGGGAAGAGGAAAGUGGUUGUGGCAACCAAUAUUGCUGAGGCUUCUUUGACGAUAGAUGGAAUUUUCUAUGUCAUUGAUCCUGGAUUUAUGAAACAAAAUGUUUAUAAUCCAAAGCUAAGGGUUGAAUCUCUGGUUAUAACUCCUAUUUCACAAGCAUCGGCCAAGCAACGAGCUGGGCGUGCUGGGCGUACUGGUCCUGGAAAGUGCUACCGCCUAUACACUGAGAGUGCAUUUCGUAAUGAGAUGUCCCCUACUACAACUCCAGAAAUCCAAAGAGUUAACCUUGCAGAAACCAUGCUCACCAUGUUGGCCAUGGGAAUUAGAGAUCCCUUCUCUUUUGAUUUUAUGGAUAUGCCUUCAUCCCCAGCCCUCGUUUCUGCCAUGGAACAACUGUAUAGUCUAGGUUGUCUGGAUGAGGAGGGGCUUCUGACUAAACCAGGAAGACUAAUGGCAGAAUUUCCUCUUGAUCCACCACUGGCUAAAAUGUUGUUGGCUAGUGUUGAUCUUGGGUGCAGUGAUGAGAUUUUGACUAUUAUUGCGAUGGUCCAAACUGGUAACGUAUUCUACAGGCCAAGGGAAAAACAAGCUCAAGCAGAUCAGAAGAGGGCUAACUUUUUCUGUCCAGAAGGGGACCAUCUGACUUUACUUGCUGUAUAUGAGGCCUGGAAAGCUAAAGGUUUCUCAGGGCCUUGGUGUUCUGAGAAUUUUGUUCAGUCUCGAUCAUUAAGGACGGCACAGGAUGUUAGAAAACAACUUCUAACCAUCAUGGAUAAGUAUAAGCUAGAUGUUGGGAGUGCUGGAAAGGAUUUUAAGAAGAUAAGGAAAGCAAUUACUGCAGGAUUCUUUUUCCAAACAGCUAGAAAGGAUCCACAAGGUGGUUAUCGGAGCCUAGUUAACAAUCAGAUAGUUUAUAUCCACCCAAGUAGUGCUCUUUUCCACAGACAACCAGACUGGGUCAUCUAUCAUGAGGCAGUAAUGACUACAAAGGAGUACAUGCGUGAGGUAACUGUUAUAGACCCUAAAUGGCUUAUAGAACUGGCACCAAGAUUCUUCAGAGCUGCAGAUCCAACGAAGAUGAGCAAGCGCAAACGUCAAGAACGCACUGAACCGCUUUAUGAUAGAUAUCAUGAACCUAAUUCUUGGCGCCUCAGUAAACGGCGAGCUUAGUACAUGCUGUGGCAAUUCUGAGUAUGCUGGUUUUUGGAAUGGUGUAUUUUUAUUUUGAUUGUUUAGUACUCUCUUAAUUUGGUUUUUAAUUUUUUUUUAAUUUUUUCUUAGAUUUUUAGAAAUAUUUACCUGAACUCAACUUAGCAUCAGUGUUAAACAGGUUUGGCUUGAUUAUAAUCCUUUUCGUCCAUCUUGUUCACAUUGGAUCCAUGUCAGAGAGAUGUAGCUAGUAUCCUGCUGUCAGUUAACCUAAUGCAGUCCUCCUUGAAUCAUAAGCUUGCAGAGCAGAAUGUCAGCAGUCUUUGAAGAAGCAAGCAAGCUGAUGAAUCAAAAUCAUACCUACCGUAGCCUUUGAGGGAUCCUUCCCAUUUUCUUGUUUGGUCCUCUUUCCUAUUAUAACGUGCCAUUUAUUUUGUGUGCUUGCUUACACCUAUGCACUUGAAUUUAACAGAAUGUUGCCUGGAUUUUAGGAAAUUAAGGUGUCACUUAGAGGACUGAAUAGUGCAAGUUUUUGCUAUUGAAGAGUUGUAUUCUUUUUAUGUUCUUAUAUAGGAAGGAACUUGCUGCUUUCGGACUUUCAGCAUAUAACUUUUUAAUUAUAAAACAGAUCAUCUAUAUGUACCAUUGGAGAAGUAUAACUUUUGAAAUAAGAAUCAGCGAUCAAAUGUUCCAUAGGAGAAGGGAGUCUGUUUUCAUGGUAUUUGCAAAUAGGAUCAUCAUGUAGAUGACUUUUCUCAUUUAAAUGAUUCUCUGUUUGAUGUUUAUGUGAUAUAUGCAUUCAUUCUAUGGGUUAGUCUGCAUAAUGUAGGAUUACAUCCAUAUGCCACUUUUUUCUUGGUUGUUUGAGUAGUAAAAAUGUAUUUGAAAGAAUCAAUCCACUUAAUCUGGGAUGAUAUUCACAUGGCUAUAUUCUGUUUGCUACUUGACAGUGGAAAUACAUAGGCAUCUAUCUUUCUUUUUACUCAAUACUGACCCCGCUCAACUGUCAAAAUCUGGUGCAAGAAAACCUGUCCAUGUGAUUGGGUGAUGGUUGGGUAUUUCCCAAAGAGGUUGGCAUUGAUGAAUCUGUGGUGGUGGUCAAAAGCAAUGAAAUAAAUCUCAUGCACGGAUUUCAUUAUUGUCUGCAUUUUAUAUGGAUGUGAAGCAAAAUCUAGAAUAUGGUGACUGGGAUUUUGCUGUAUGAUCACUUAAUGGUGGGUGAAGUCUAAACUCCUGAGUAUUCCUCUUCCUUUCUUGUCAUGGACAUAAAAAUUUGAAGUCAGUCUUCUGAAACUCCACCGUAAUAGCUGCUCGAUGGGAGGCAUAUUUGGUUUAACUGUUGGACAUCAUUGAUAACUGGAUAGCUGAUAGUUGAUUGUAAUUGACAGAAGUGUUUGGUAAAACUAUGCCUAGUUGUGAGGUUGUUUUCAUAUUACUUAUCAUUUAAAAUUCACAUUUAUCUAA
Hevea brasiliensis (rubber tree) is the source of this 4715-nucleotide messenger RNA. Its product is annotated as probable pre-mRNA-splicing factor ATP-dependent RNA helicase DEAH5. The record is from RefSeq and is a predicted model, not a curated record. The transcript has 3 exons. Gene Ontology annotation, molecular function: ATP hydrolysis activity; RNA binding. Gene Ontology annotation, cellular component: catalytic step 2 spliceosome; intracellular anatomical structure. Gene Ontology annotation, biological process: spliceosomal complex disassembly. Lineage: Eukaryota; Viridiplantae; Streptophyta; Magnoliopsida; Malpighiales; Euphorbiaceae. Bases 159 to 3272 code for a protein of 1037 amino acids.